AGACCUUUCAUGUUGAAGAAGAAAAGAGGCCGCAAGCGCAGGAGGAUCAAUAGCAGCGUCACCACGGAGACGAUCUCUGAAACCACAGAAGUGCUGAGCGAGCCCUUUGAUAACUCGGAAGAAGAACGGCCAAUGCCACAACUGGAGCCCACGUGUGAGAUGGAGGGGGAAGAGGAGGACUUGAAACCCGGGCUCGAAAAAGCCUUCCAGCCUCAGCUUGGCGACAAAGAGGAGAACGAGGAAGAGGAAGAGGAGCAGGAAAGAGACAAUCACGGUUACCAAAACGAUGUUCAGUGCAGAGUUAAUGCAGAAGAACACGCAGCCAUAGCGAAAGAUAAUAGUCAAGACAAUCCCGAACCGGUAAUAUGUAAACAAGGGUGGCCCAAAGGAGCGAAACGUUGCCCCUUUAAGUGGAGGCAAAACAAAGAGAGAAAACCUGGCUUCAAGCUUAACUUGUACACUCCGCCUGAGACUCCGAUGGAGCCUGACUAUCAGGCCGUGGGAGACGAAUCGAAGGAAAUGGCUGAAAAGAACCCAACUCAUGCAUCUCUCGUUGAGGAUGAAAUUAAAGAUCCCGAAACCAUUCUGCCCGCAGAGGACGAAGCUGGAGAGCCAGCAUCCGAGUGUCUAGAGCAGCCCCAGGAAGCAUUUGAAACAACAGGAAAUGAGAUCGCUAAAGCAGAGGAAGCGGAAGACAACUGUGUAGAAGAGGCAGAAAAUGCAGGAAGUCGAGAUAAAGAUGAAGGGGAGGAAACAGGAAUGGAGAAAGAGGAUCCAGAGCCACCGGAAGAACCGGAGGAGGAAGACCCAUCUCGCAACGAGGAUCACGAUGCUGAUGAUGAAGAUGAGAGCCACAUGGGACCAACAGAGGCGGAGAAGACCAUGCCGGCAGAAUCUCUCAAAGGAGUCAUUGAGAAUGGGGAGUCUUUUUUAGACUCGAAUGAACAGAGCGGCCGUCCAAAUCAGGAGGAUGCGGUGGAUGGCGGUGCUGACCUUGCCACUGAGUGUGAGAGUGACCGUAAAGAGCUUCCUGCUGUUCUGGAGCCCGCAUCCGAGUCAGGUGACGACAGCACAGAAGACCAGCCCCGCAAGGACGGCGAUGAGCCUAAUGCUGUGUUCAAGGAUGAAAGUGUGGAAACCACAGAGAUCGACUCUGAGACAGCGCAGGCGGUGAAGUCUCUGACCCAAGAAACGACAGAGCAGGAAGAUGUGUUCCAGGACUGCGCAGAGACUCAAGAGGCCUGUCGAAGCCUGCAGACUUACAGCAAUACUGACCAAAGCCCCCAGAUGAUAGCCCUGGAUGACUGUCCUCAGUCUGACCACAGCAGCCCGGUCUCCUCCGUCCACUCUCUCCCCAGCCAGUCGGUUCGUUCUGUUAAUAGCCCAAAUGUGCCUCCCCUGGAAAACAGCUAUGCGCAGAUCAGCCCGGAUCAAAGCGCCAUUUCUGUGCCCUCUUUGCAAAACAUGGAGACCAGUCCCAUGAUGGACGUCCCCUCCGUCUCUGACCACUCGCAGCAGGUCGUGGACAGCGGGUUCAGCGACCUGGGCAGCAUCGAGAGCACGACGGAGAACUACGAGAACCCGAGCAGCUACGACUCCACCAUGGGCGGCGGCAUCUGCGGCAACAACGCCUCGCAGAACAGCUGCUCGUACGGCAACCUCACGUCCAGCAAUAUGACGCAGAGCAGCUGCGCGGUGACGCAGCAGAUGCCCACCAUGAACGGGAGCUGCAGCCUGAUGCAGACCGCCAGCAUCAGCUCCCCACCCCCGUGCAAUGUGAAAUCCCCCCAGGGCUGCGUGGGGGACAGGCCCCCCAGUAGCAGCCAGCAGCUGUCCCAGUGCAACAUGGCUGCCAAUUUCACCCCCCCUAUGCAGUUGAACGACAUCCCGGAGGCGGGGAACAACAACGGCAACAACAUCGGCUUGUACGAGAGAAUGGGCCAAAGCGAGUUUGCAGCCGGGCAUUACCCGCAGCCGUCCGCCACCUUCAGCCUCGCCAAACUGCAGCAGCUGACCAACACGCUGAUGGACCAUUCGUUGCCUUACAGCCAUUCCGCGGCCGUCACUUCCUAUGCAAACAGUGCCUCUCUGUCCACCCCUCUCAGCAGCACGGGACUCGUUCAGCUCUCCCAGUCCCCCCAUUCGGUUCCGGGAGGAGCCCAAGUUCAGACCACGAUGACUCCGCCCCCAAACCUCACCCCUCCUCCCAUGAACCUGCCUCCGCCUCUUUUGCAGCGCAACCUGGCCGCUUCCAAUAUCGGCCUCUCUCAUGCCCAGAGGCUGCAGACUCAGAUGCCCGGGAAAGGCCAUGUUUCCGUGAGGACUAAGUCAGCGCCUCUGCCACCGGCGGCAGCGGCCCAUCAGCCGCAGAUUUACGGGCGUGCCUCACAGACGGUGGCCAUGCAGGGGCCAGCGCGCACCUUAACCAUGCAGCGUGGCAUGAACAUGAGCAUGAACUUAAUGCCAGCCCCUGCGUACAAUGUCAAUUCAGUGAAUAUGAACAUGAACACCCUGAAUGCGAUGAAUGGGUAUAGCAUGUCCCAGCCCAUGAUGAAUGGUGGCUACCACACAAAUCACGGGUACAUGAAUCAGACGGCCCAGUAUCCUAUGCAGAUGCAGAUGGGGAUGAUGGGAAGCCAGCCAUACGCACAACAGUCAAUGCAGACUGCCCCCCACAGCAACAUGAUGUACACCCCGCCGGGGCAUCACGGCUACAUGAACUCUGGCAUGUCCAAACAGUCCCUGAAUGGCUCUUACAUGCGCAGGUAGAGGAGUGAGGAGUCGGGGGUGGAUCAGACUGGCGUGCUAGGAUUUGUCCGGCACAAAAACGCAGAGAGAAUGAUUUCAAAACCAGCAACUGGUGUGAAUGCAAAAACAUUUGUUGGCACCAUUAAAAAAAAAAACUGUAUGCAGCAGAAAGCCUUAUUAUAUAAAUAUGUUCUCCUUCCUUUAUUUUUUUGUUUUGUUUUUGUUUUCUUUGCAAUUUUAUAUUGCAGAGAGUCGGAGUUUCUUCAUUGUACUGCAAAGACGCAAAACAAGUUAAUGGUUGACAGCCAUUUUUUGAUGUGCCUGCUCCCAUUCAAGACGUGGAUCCUAGUUUUGGGGUAUAUCUGAUGUCGUGCUGGACCCGUGAACUUCCCUGUCCUGUCCUCCCCUUCACCCCGUAGAUGCUUUUUGGCAUUGCCUUCAUAGUCUGUUUUGUUCCUCAAGGUGACACUUUUCGCAUGCCGCUAAUGUCUUUGUUAGUGACAGUGCGUUCCGUAGUACUGUACGAGUGUUGUGCUUAACAGUAAGCCAUGUCUUAAUUUGUGAGUUUGGGGGAGGGGGGGGAUUUUUUUGUUGCCUUGAUUAGGUUACCCCAUUUUAGGGUUGUUUUUUUUUAAAAAAAACAAAUUAUAUUUUUGUUAAUUAUAUUUAAAAUUUUGUUUAAAAAAGGAGAGAAGCUCUUAAAGCUAUUCAGAUUCCAAUUAAUUCCAAGAUUUCCAGCCCCAUCCAAAGGGGCCCCCCUGAAUCUGCUGCUGGAGGUGGCGUGGGGCCGCGCCGAUGGAUUUGCCCUCCCCAGGAGGCAGAUACUCCCAUGGGCAGUUGCUACAGCCCUCCAUGGCGGUCAAAUGUAGCACAGAGUGCCAUGCCAGUGUUCCUGCGCCCCCACCGCUGGCAUGGUGGGGACAGUCCAGAGGCGUGGCUGGGGGAGGAGCCAAUGUUAGUCGGUUUCCACACGGCCAUUAACCUCAACAGUGCCAGCACCCAGGGCUUUCUGGUGGUGUAAAUCCAUCAAGCGCAAUGGGGGCUUUCCAGCAGCGGGGCAGCUUUUUGUGUGUUCUUUGCCUCCCCAUGCUGAGCAGCUGCAGUGCCACGUCCAGGCCCUUUGAAUGGGGCUGCCUGCGAUACAGAGUGCCAGGAAACUUCAUUGCUGCUGUGCUCUUGUGCAAUUCCCAUUCCUUUCUCUGUGGAGCCACCCGAUUUCCCGGAGGCUUCGUUCUCCAACUUUCUGUUUCUGGGCACAGAUUUUGGUGGGGCGGAUGGGGAGGGCUGCUUUCCGUUUCAUUUCCGACGCAGUCCCCGAUUGAUCAAGUGGAACGUAUCCGCGUUUAUCAGCGUUUUGAAACGUUUUCAUAUAUGUCCAAGUACUUGGCAGGACUUUAAAAAAAAAAAGUGAAUUUGAUGUAAAGUUGCUAUUUUAUGGAAACGACUGUAACUUUACAUUUUCAUUCCAUCUGUAGAUUUUUCUAUCUUUAUAAAAUAUUGGAGUUAUUUUUUAAGAGAAAUAAAUAGAGCAGUAGGGUGUGAAUAGCUCGACUGAAGCUUAACAGAGCGCAUGUAAAAAAAAGCAGAAGGUGGAAUUUGUGUCUAUGGUUUAUAUGGCUUCCUUUUUGUAGCCUUUGUACUUGUACAGAGUGACUGUAAGGGCCCCAAAGUGGCUUGAUUCAUGUAUAAAAAUAGACCCAGUGACGCUCUUGUAUUUAUCUGUUACCUUUUUAGUCAGUCACUUAAAACACACACACACACACACACACACACAAGCUGUACAUUUUAACAUAAAAAUAAAUUAUGAUGAGCCAUUUUUA
This is a messenger RNA of Sphaerodactylus townsendi, 4568 nucleotides long. RefSeq names its product histone acetyltransferase KAT6B-like. The annotation marks the transcript as partial. The record is from RefSeq and is a predicted model, not a curated record. The transcript is spliced from 2 exons. NCBI's taxonomy places the organism in Eukaryota, Metazoa, Chordata, Lepidosauria, Squamata, Sphaerodactylidae.